Messenger RNA from Athene cunicularia (burrowing owl), 5580 nucleotides. RefSeq names its product lectin, mannose binding 1 (gene LMAN1). Gene Ontology annotation, cellular component: endoplasmic reticulum membrane; endoplasmic reticulum-Golgi intermediate compartment; COPII-coated ER to Golgi transport vesicle. Gene Ontology annotation, molecular function: D-mannose binding. Gene Ontology annotation, biological process: endoplasmic reticulum organization; Golgi organization; endoplasmic reticulum to Golgi vesicle-mediated transport. The coding region runs from base 16 to 1344 and encodes 442 amino acids. The transcript is spliced from 14 exons. The record is from RefSeq and is a predicted model, not a curated record. NCBI's taxonomy places the organism in Eukaryota, Metazoa, Chordata, Aves, Strigiformes, Strigidae.
CCUUCACUCACUUCCAUGGAAGAAGAUGCCAUACCAAGUGCAGAUCAGAUUCGUAUAACAACAUCCUUGAAAAGCCAAAGAGGGUCGGUGUGGACAAAAACCAAGUCAAUAUUUGAAUAUUGGGAAGUUGAAGUGACCUUCCGAGUUACAGGAAGAGGCCGCAUUGGAGCUGAUGGAUUGGCAAUCUGGUUUACAGAAGAGCAAGGCUUGGAAGGUCCUGUUUUUGGGGCAGCUGAUAAAUGGAACGGUGUUGGAAUUUUCUUUGAUUCCUUUGACAACGAUGGAAAGAAAAACAAUCCUGGAGUGAUUGUGGUAGGCAACAACGGAAAACUUCUGUAUGACCAUCAGAAUGAUGGUUCCACGCAAGCAUUGGCAUCCUGUCAGAGGGACUUUCGUAACAAGCCCUAUCCUGUUCGAGUAAAGAUAACGUACUAUCAAAAAACACUGACUGUUUUAAUUAACAAUGGCUUUACUCCGGAUAAAGAAGACUAUGAAUUUUGUGCAAAAGUGGAAGAUAUGGUGUUGCCUUCACAAGGAUAUUUUGGAAUAUCUGCAGCAACAGGAGGACUUGCAGAUGAUCAUGAUGUCCUGUCUUUUCUGACGUUCCAGUUGACGGAGCCUGGGAAGGAAGUACCAAUACCAGAUGCAGAAAUUCCUCAAAAAGAUAAAGAGAAGUAUCAAGAAGAGUUUGAACACUUUCAACAAGAAUUGGAUAAAAAGAAAGAAGAAUUUCAAAAGGACCAUCCUGAUGUGCAAGGACAGCCAGCGGAUGAUCUUUUUGAAACUGUAAGUGAUCGUGAACUGAGGCAAAUUUUUGAGGGGCAGAAUCGAAUUCACCUUGAAAUCAAACAGCUUAAUAGGCAAUUGGACAUGAUUCUGGAUGAGCAGAGGAGAUACGUCUCUGCAGUCACAGAUGAGAUUGCUAAAAGAGGAGCUGGUUUUCCAGGUCAACAAGGACAGGUUUCCCAGCAAGAGAUUGAGACAGUUGUGAAAACUCAAGAAGAAGUCAUUAGACAAGUAAAUGAAAUAAGAAAUUCCAUGGCUGAUACUCUGAGGUUGAUCAGUGGAGCACAACAUCCUGGUUCUGCUGCAGGAGUCUAUGAAACAACCCAGCACUUCAACGACAUCAAAGAACACCUUCACGUAGUCAAGAGGGACAUUGAGCAUUUAGUACAACGAAAUAUGCCAUCUAGUGAGAAAUCAAAGUGUCCAGACUUGCCACCGUUUCCAUCAUGCUUAUCUACAGUGCACUUCUUUAUAUUUGUAGCGGUGCAAACAGUGUUAUUCAUUGGUUAUAUCAUGUAUAGGAGUCAACAAGAAGCAGCAGCCAAAAAGUUCUUUUGAUGACCUGUUCCUUUUGUGCGUACAUAACAGCAUCAUCUCUCCUUGGAACUUCCAUAAUUGCCUCGUCACUGAAUGGAUCAAAGGAAAGCUCCCAGCUGCCCCGCUCAAAUUUUGUCCUGUCUGUUCUUGAGGUGAUAGCAACAAAUUUGGACUUUAAGAAUAUUUGUCAGUCAAUAUAGCCUCCUCUUAUGGGUGGCUAAUAGAAGUUUCUUUCAACACUGAUACUGUGUUUGAUUCUUAUCAAGUAAGAUUUCAGGAGUAGGAUGAGAAGACAUCUUGGAAUCCAGUUUGACAAUACGGGGGAGAACAAGUUUAAUAAUUGUAUUUGGAGUGUGGAUGAUAAGUAGCAAAUACUUGGCAGUGACAAGAGAAUCUCAUCGUACUGGUCAGUAUCAAAUACAUGGUCACACCUGAAUCCUUCAAAAGUAGGAUUGACAAUAUGGUUUGUAAAUUACCUAACUUCCUAUGUGAAGAAAAUCUGACAUUUAUCAGUGCAUCAAUUCCUGUAAUACUGAAGACUGUCUACUGUUUUUUUUAAACCCAAACAGCUGACACUUUCAUGUUUGUUUCUGACUAAUGUAAGUUGACACUUGGAGUUCAGAGAUAACCUUGUUUGAAUAAAGAUGCAUAUUUUUAGUAAACUUUUUUGUUUUAAUUUGAUGCAUGUGCAUGAAAUCCAAGCAAGUGUAUUUGAAGCAUUCUUUGCCCUCUGUUGUUCAGAGAGUUUGAACGCUUUGAGAUCCGUGUGCAGUCCUGCCUGACACUGGAGAGUUAAGGGCACUUGGAGGUUGAGGCUUGGCCUGUGUUGGGGACAGAUGGCUGCCCCGCUUAGCAGAAUGUGCUGCGUCUAGCCCUGGUUCAUUCUAUGCGAAGGGAUUAUCUCCUCUCUGCAGCAGUCUAAUGCAAGACUGACUAACCUGAAAGUAAGAUUCAUUCAAAAGCUUGUGUUAAGAGUAUCGGACUUGCCUUGAGUGUCAGACACUUGGGGUCAAAUGUGAAGUAAUAUGUCAACUUCUAAGUCUCUUAACAGCAAAUCAAGUUGCUUGCUGGCUGCUUAGAGUAUACAAAGUACCUCAUUUUUGUGAGUUGAAGAUUGCUUACAUCUCUGAAGGUCUGUCUUCAGAUUCUCCUUGCUGGGUGCUCUGCUCCUGUUUGUUGAAAAGCAACAUGCCUACCCAAAACAAGUCAGUCUGUGUCUCCUUGGGUUUUUUUGUUUGUUUGGGUUUUUUUUGUUUGUUUGUUUUUUACUGUUCUAUUCAGUAAACUGUGUGUGUCUCUGGUAACCUCCCACAGGAAGAGUAAAAAUUCCUUCACUGGCCAUCAUUUUCCCCCAGUGAGGAGUAAUUUCUCUAAUAGGUGGAGGAGACGAAUCUUUAAUUGAAUCUAUUCAAUCUGCAAAGACCUUAGAAUAUUUGUUUCUCUCUUUCUAUGCACGUGAUCUGAUGUUCCAACUUACGUAAAAGGUGACAUCCCCUUUUAGAGGGAUGAAGUGGGGGAAGAGUCUUGGUCCUUUCAGAGAACACUUGGAUACUACUGAAACGUGGUUGGAGUUGUCUGCUGUGACUGUGUUUGGGAACAGAGUAUGUGGAAGAGGCUGGAAGCCAGGAUGCUUGCUUGUCUAUGGCAUUUCUGUGCUGGCCUCCCUGUGAGGCUUUUAGAUUUUACUCUUUGUGAUUUGCCUGUUGUGGGGCUGGAGAUGCCUGCAUUCUUUGGGUAUGGAACACGGGCUUUUAUCACAUUGCCCAGCUCCAUCAGAUAAAACAGGAACUGGUUUAGUUUUCAUUUUACUUAAGCUAGAGGGAAAGGACUUGUUUUAAAGCAGAGGAAGUGGCAACAUGAGUACUUAAUUAGCAGCUUUCCAUAUGUUUUCAUUAAGCCUGUGAUCCCUGUAAUCAACAAAAAGCAGUAAGUGUUUUGUAACUUCAAUAUUGGCUAGUAGUGAAAGCACCUGCCAGGAAUGGGAAUUAUUCUAGAGGUAUUGGUCCUUGUUGACAGCCAAGGCAGCUACUUAAAACUUGAUAAUUUAGGUGCUCUGUAAGCAAUUAGUUCCUUGUCAGUCUGACUGUUUAUUCAUUAUUUCUGUACACAGAUUUGUGAUAAAUAUCUAAACCCACACUGAAGUGAGCAAUUUGCUAGAGAGUUAUGCAGUGUCUUCCAAAGUUUCAUCACUUCUGUGUUUCUCAUCAGUUUCCAGUGCCAGUAGGGCCAAUAUUUUUUAAAGCGCUUUUUGUUGUCUGAUUUUGAAUCUAACACUGGAAAGCCUUUUGCUGUUGUUAGGAAGGUUCAUGAGACCUCUCUCAUAACCUGGAUGGCAAUAUCUCUCAGGUUCUUAGGAAUCCCUUCUCAAGCCAGUUUGCAGCUUUCUUGCCUUCUCAGUCAGUUCUGUGAAAGCAUCUCUUUUAGGCAGAAGGUGGUUUCUAGAGAUGCCUGAACUGAUGAAGCACCUUCUCCCCUCGCUGAGGACUUUGUCUCUUGCUCUUGAGAGGCACUGAGCAGUGGAGGGCAAGUCCCUUACAUGAGUCUGGCUGCAGUCUAGGAGCUAGGGAUUGGCUUUUCAGGGCUGUGCUCGUAAGCAGCAUUUAACUCCAUUUUUCUAGAAUUAGCACUUUAUUUUCAUUUCUUCCUUUUAAAGUUUGUUGCAUAGCAGGGAGAGGCUCUUCUGGUCUUGUCCUGGGUCCUGGGGUGGCCACUACUUCUCAGCAGUCAGAGUGCUCAUCCAAAGACUGUCCUCCUGAAAAGAUGCUAGAAUUAGAAUUUCUCAAAUACCAGCGAAGUGAGCAAGGUCUUGGUUUUGGCAGAAGGCAAAAGGUUUCAGGUUAGAGCCAUUCCUUCUUGUCUCCAUGCUGGGAAAAUGGUUUAAAAGUACCUUUGAGCAGAGUUGGCUAGCGCUUGCAGAUGGCACAGCUGCACACUGGUGGGUCUGUGGUGUAGGUGUGCUGUGUUCUGCUGGAGUUCGGCUGGCCUGCCAUCAGCUCUUGAACAAACACAGCCUUCUCUGAAGUGUGGAAGGAUGGAGAAGGGGGGGUGCUCAGCCCUUCUGCCCUCUGAAUGCCUCGAAGGCAGCAAACUGAGCCAGGGCAGCUGUUGGGUGUAACAAAGGCAGCCUGACUUUGCCAAGCCUGUUCUGAAGUGACUCCCUGAGGUAGGAGCAGCGAUACCUUAUGUGUAAACUCAGUGCUGGAUUUUUCGGUUUUAAAUUUUGCCAGAUAACAAACUUUAUUUCCCUUUAUUAUGCAUUCAACUUCAGACUCUUGCAUGCUCAAGUUAGCAUUCUCUGCUUAAAUUGGGAUUAGCUAUUCAGUGUCUGUGAUCUCAGUUGUGUUAGCCAUUUGGGCAAGUAAAAUACAGUUUUGGUAAUCAAGGUCAGAGUUGGUCAGAUGUAAAAAGUUGAUUCUUCCCACAAAUUCUCACAACUUUAGCAUAGUUCUGAAAGUGCACAGUGAUUAUAAAAAUCAAUUUUGAUUUAAGAAAAAUGCUUUCUAGGUAUUUGUAGUAUAUCAAAGUGUUUUUGUUGUGAUUUGGAAUUCAUGCUUCUGAGUGAUACUCCAUUUCAAAAAGAAAUUUAAUGUUUCUUGUUUAAUCACUAAUAAUCCAGGAUUACAGAAUGUCCUGCCCUUUUUUUUUAAAUAGUAACAGGUCUGCUUUAAUUAGAAAGGCUCAAAUACAGAUUAAGGCAUUAGGCAAACUGGAAUCCUUCCCUCUCUCAGUGAAAUUAUGAGAGUGCUGGGAGAACCAUUUUGAUAAUCAGAAUUACAGAAUGUUUCACUAAGGCAUGCGCAGUCAGUCAUAGUAGGAUAAAUGGUCAAAACCCAAAAUCAUGAACUUUUGAGACCUAGCAGAGUAUUUUAUUUCCCAAAAUAGUCUAUAAUCUAGAUUGCAGAUCCUACAAAUCUUCACCUGAGUAGACCUGGUGAGACUAAUGAUAGGAAUAAAAGUUUGAAAGAUGAGAACCUACACAAGCAACCCACAAACAAAAGAUAUCAAGGCUGUAUUUUGGCAUACAGAAUCUGUCAGAUUAAUUUCUCCUUUAUUGACAGUUAAGAUUAAAACCACUAGAUAUAUUCUAUGCAGCACCAGUCAAAGUGGUGAUCUAGAUGGAGAAAACCUGGGGAAGAGUUGAAAUAAACCCUAAGGAAUGAAAAGUAGGAAGGUGUGAUUUGCUUUUUUUGUGAUUACUUUCUUGAAAAAAAACAAAAACAAAAACAAAAAGAUUGCCGUAAUGCCCCUUUCAUCUGU